UUCUCGCGAGCUGUCAAAAGUCUAAAUAAAUUUGAGUGCAGGUGCACACUUUGUUUUGUGAUUUUACUGUAGGAAUUGUAUUUUAAUAGAUAAAGUGCGUACGAAGGCGAAUAUACAUGCCAACUAUGAAGGCAACAAAAACACCCGAUGCUGCCAUUGUGGUGAGUCCUUCACAGAAAAAGUUGAAACAAGCUCGUCUUCCAUUCAAGAUUCUUGGUGAUGUUUCUCCCGCUCCUGAGUCGCCGUUGACCAGAAAGAGGAAGUUAUCAGCUCAAGACAAUGGUGUCGCCUCUAAAAUUGGCAAAAUAUCCAAAGAAAACGAAGAUAAAGAAGAUUGUGUUCUCAUUAGUGAUGAAGACAGCAAGGAUGCCAUAAAAACGGACAAGGAAGUCAGUAUUUCUAAUCCCUACGUCAAACUGGUGUCCAAAGCAAUCAAAAAGAAACAGCAGAAGUCAAAAGUAGCCAAAAAGAAGAAGAAUACCAAAAAUGUUAGUGAGACCAUCACAACAAACAAUGAUGUUGAAGAAAAAGAGGCAAAGGACUGUGAUAAGAGUGAAGUUAGUGAUGUAGAACCGAUGGAAGUAGAUGAUAAAACGGAUAUCUCAACACAGGAGGUUCAAGAGCCAGAUAAUGAUCAGAACAAAACAAACAACACUUUAAUAGAAUUAGAAGACUCUAAUGAUGAAUCUGAUGCUAACCUUCCCAUUCCGGAGCCUGAACAGUGGAAGUCUUUGGCUGCCAUCACUGGUAAAAACAAUGAAACAGCUGAUGAAAAUGAAACUAAAACAAAAUCAUACAAUCCCCCCUCCAAGACUGUUAGUACUCCUAAAAGAAGCCCUAGGAUUAAGAAGUCACAAUCAGAAGAGAAUAAAACUACUUUAAAUACAUCAGUAUCAGGUUCUAAGUCCAGUGAAGCUAAAUCCGCUCCAACCACUCCUAAAACACCGAAGAACACCAGAAGUUCCAUCAGUAAUGGACAAGUAGAUGACUCGCUGAAUGCUUCUAACACUUCUUUGACACCUAAACAGUUACAAAGAAAGUUGGAGUCUGCAAAAAAGAAAGAGGAAAGGGAAAAAGAGAAACAAGACCGUGAAAAGAAGAGGCUCCAAGAAAAAGAAGAAAGAGACAAGAUUAAGAAGGAAAAGGAAGAUCUAAAGAAGAAAGAAAGAGAGGAGAAAGAAGAGGCAAGAAAGAAAGAGAGAGAAGAAAAGGAAGAACAGAAGAAAAAAGAAAAAGAAGAGAAAGAGAAACAAAAAGAACUGGAGAAAAAGCUUCGAGAAGAGAAAGAAGAAUUAAAACGCAAAGAGAAAGAGGCGAAAGAAGAAGAGAGACGGAAAGAGAAAGAGGCCAGAGAAGAAGAGAGACGCAAGAGACAAGAAGCUUUAGACCAGGAGAAACAGGAACAAGAACUAAAAAAAAAGAAAGCUGCUGAAGCCUUUGCCAAUUUCUUUGUCCCAAAACAGAAGAUGGAGAAAGACCAGUCGGUUAUUGGACCUGUCAUACAAAACAAUAUGCUAUCAAGCUUCACACUCAAAUCUGAUAUGAGAUUAGCCCCAACAGUAAGACUAGAAUUGUCUGUAGAACGGAAGAAAACUCUUGAAGAGUUUUUGAAGAAACAGGAUGUGGCAGAAAAGAAGUUGUAUGUAAAAAGUCUGAAAACCCCUGAUGUGAAACCAGGGUCUUGUGGUAAAACUUGGCCCUUGGAUGAUAAAGAUGACGUUGUCAUUGUGGAAGACGAGCUCCAGCCGCCAGACGGUCUCGGUGAGGUGAUCUGCGAGUCCUCAGUGCGAGAGAAGCUGAGGCCCAAGUUACUAAGUUUCCAUGAGAACCGCCGUCCACCGUACUGGGGCACUUGGCGCAAGCGCAGCGGCGCCGUCGGCCCGAGGACGCCGUUUGCGCAGGACCAGAAGCUUCUAGACUACUCAGUGGACAGUGCAGACGAGUGGGAAGAGGAGGCGGAGGGCGAGAGCAUCGACGGCAGCGCGGCCGGCAGCGACCUCGACGACAACGACGACUACGAGGUGGACCACGAGCUGUUCGUGCCGCACGGGUACCUUAGCGACGAGGAAGCUACAAUGGAUGAGGACGACGUCCUGGCUCUGUCUCCAGAAGCGCAGCAAGCGAGACUCAAACACUUAGAAGACGAAUUCGCUUCAGAAAUGAGGAAGCCAACAGAAAAACUCAAGCCGCGACUUUACGGACCGAUCUGGGAGACGAAGGACGGCGGCCGCCCUGAAAAGUGUGUGGAUGCUCUCUGGAACUACUUCCAGAAACUAGCAAUGAUCGUGGAUGACGUAACUCCUUUGUUGCAACCUGCUCCGGUAGCCGAGGAAACAGAAAAGAAAAAGAACAAAAAGAAAAAACCGGAAAAGAAAGCCCCAGAGGGGGAAGAAAAGAGUCCCAAAAACGAGAAAAAGAGGAAAGCUAAACCUGAGAAGAAAGAGACUAAACAAGCGAAAGUUGUUGAAGCCAAAACGCCAGAGGCCAAGAAGAAUCAGCGAGGCAUCAACUCUUUCUUAACUAAGUUAAAUCUGGAUGAUCAUUAAUUAUUAAUUACAGUGUAAUUUAAGGAUCAGUUUGGUCACAGACAUUAAUAUCUUUCCCAAGUAGUUAUUUAUGUAAAUAAUACUGAUACCUUCUGAAAAACACCAUCAACUAUCAGACUGUAAACUACAGUGCCUUAUUCCUGGUGAUAUAGGGUUCAUUUUAUAUGUAAGAAAUAUGCGAUAUGUGUAGCUUGGAGCAAUUAGAUGAUGAUGAUCCUAUGUAUAUUGAGUAUUAUUAAAUUAACAUAAGAUGAAAGAGUCAAAAUGUUGCUUAUUCAGUGAAACAUUUUAUUUCGUUUGCAGUACAACCUGACCAGCCUGAAACAUUUGCCUUUUGUGUAUGUUCAUUAAUUUCAUUAUUCAAAUGUUAUUUUAGUAUAUUUUUGAAAUCUCUGUAAAUAUUUAUAAUUUAUAGCUUUGUAAGUGUAAGUUAAUAAAACUUGUUUUAGGGUAA
Molecule: messenger RNA, 3000 nt
Organism: Plutella xylostella (diamondback moth)
Lineage: Eukaryota; Metazoa; Arthropoda; Insecta; Lepidoptera; Plutellidae
Biological process (GO): nucleosome assembly
Cellular component (GO): nucleus; CAF-1 complex
Source: RefSeq, a predicted model, not a curated record